AUGUUUGCAAAAGAUUCCACAAAAGAAAAAGCAUUUAUAGAGAGUGGAUUCUCAAACUGGAAGACGGCCAUGGAAAGUGGGAAAGGAUAUAAAAAAUAUGAGCAGUCAGAGGUUCAUAUGAGAGCAAUGGCAUCUUGGAAAGAGAAAGAGUUUCGUGAGAAACGUGGUCAGACGGUACGAAACCUUAUCCAAGUCAGGCCAGAACACAAGAUAUGGCUGAAAACAGUAUUCAACACUACCAAAUACCUGGUUGCUAACGGUCUUAGCUUUCGCGGACACGAAGAAAACUCGACGUUAGAAGAGGGCCUGUCAGGAGGCGUCUAUUUAAAUACAUUCUCUGAUCUUAUUUUUCCUCAAGAUCCUCAUUUGCAACAAAUAGCAAAGAAUCUUCCAACCAAUGCAAAGUGUACCUCACCAGAAAUACAAUAUGAGGUAAUAGAAACCCUAGCAGAGAUUGGGAGAGAGACAGUCGCCAACGAGUGCAAAGAAGCAGAGUUAUUCACCCUAAUGAUGGAUGGAACUACUGAUAGCAGUCAGAGGUACAGUAUUAACCUUACAAACUUAAAUAACUUGCAGGUUAACUCCUGUAGUAGUGUUUGUUACUGUAGUAUUUAAUUCUGGUCAUAUCACAACAAUAUUUAGUGAAAUAGAAGGUGUUGCUUUGAGAUAUUGGAACAACAGCAAAGGAGGUAUUGUGGAACACGUGGUCGAUGUCAAGUUGGCAGAAGACAGGUCUGCAAAGGGUCUUGUGGACAUCGCUACAACAACUCUAGAGGACGAGGGUGAAAUAUCAAUGGAUGGACUAGUUUCCAAUAUUUUGAUGGGGCUAUUGUCAUGUCUGGGACAAAAGGUGAGUGUUGAUGAGUUAUCAUUGACGUCUAUAAAUUAGCAUAUUAUUCUACUUCAUUUUAUUACACUUAUAUUUUUUAUCAGGUGGUUUGCAACAGUUAAUUCAAGAACACUGUGGCCGUAAUAUUCCAUACAUUCACUGUCUGAACCAUCGACAUGGCUUUGUGAUAAGAGAUACUUUGUCAAACAUUUUAGAGUUAGGUGAUUUCUUUCAACUGAAUCAGGAUUUAUACAUUUUCUUCAGAAUCCCUCAGAUUAAUAAGCUGUAUGAAGGUGAUUCUUUAAAAAAGUUGAUAACUACAAGAUGGGAUGGGCAUUUAUCAAGUUUCAAAGUUAUUUCAAAAUACGUUGAAGAUGUUUAUGCCACACUGGAGAAAUGUGUAGUUUCAACGUCAGUAGAUUCAGAAUAUCGUGCCAAAGCUAGGGGUUAUUUAUCAUCCUUAAAACAGCCUGUUAGCAUCUUUCUCAUAGCAUUUAUGAUGGAUGUUUUAUCUCUUCUGGAUAUCCUUAAUAAGACUUUCCAGAAGUCUGAUUGUGACUUACGAAUAUCACUUAGCAUACUGAAAUCCAUUAGAGAAAACCUAGAUGAUCUGCGUCAGAAGUACACCAUAGAGAGCAUCACACAUCUCAUUUAUCCUGAGUGGGCUGCUACGACAGUGAUUGAACCCGGCGUUGGUAGUAAAAGAAAACGAACCAUCCCAGAUAAGUUUCAGGACUCGGUCUUGACAGAUAAGCUUCCAAUAUAUCGGGAUAUGAACAACAACUUGGAACAAUUACGUGCAUUAGCAGUUGAAGUACUUGACAAUCUUGAUGCUGAAUUUGAUAACCGUUUCAGUUAG
Messenger RNA from Paramuricea clavata, 1688 nucleotides. Lineage: Eukaryota; Metazoa; Cnidaria; Anthozoa; Malacalcyonacea; Plexauridae. The record is from the annotation of a GenBank genome assembly.